This is a messenger RNA of Penicillium crustosum, 633 nucleotides long. Its product is annotated as major facilitator superfamily domain-containing protein. Lineage: Eukaryota; Fungi; Ascomycota; Eurotiomycetes; Eurotiales; Aspergillaceae. The record is from RefSeq and is a predicted model, not a curated record. The transcript is spliced from 5 exons. Bases 1 to 633 code for a protein of 210 amino acids.
AUGGGAUUGGCCUUAUUUACCUGGGACAGAUUCUACUUGGAUGCUGUCAGUUCGCAGAAUAUCCAACACGGCGUGGCUGGAAUCCCUUUGGCCUUUUACGCUGCGGGUGUGACUAUUGGGGCGCUGGCUGCCGGCCGUUUGGUAACAAGGUGGGAAAAAAUCUGCCACAUGGGACGCCGUACUGACUCCGAUGUGCUAACUUAUGUACACACCAGGGCCAAGAGAUGCAAGAAGUUAUCUUUGAUAGCUACAGGUGUCCUCAUCGCUAGCUGCACUCUGAUGGUUAUUCGUUGGCGAUAUGUUCCACAGUGGUGGGACUUCGCCUACGUCUUAUUAGCUGGCAGUGGGAUCGGUGCUCAGUUCUCGAUCCAGUUUAUUAGCUUGUCCCAGCUUGGCGGCAUCUUUGGAACUGCUACCUCCGCAGGUCUACUGCGUACUACUUUCCGUCGCCAGCUAAAUAAGCACCUAUUCAAUAUUCCUAACGCGCAUAAGAUUAUUGCCGGGGUUUUGAGAGAUAGUCGUUUUAUCUUUUCAUUUCCGGAAACAAUUCAGCUUCUGGUUCGGUCCAGUUAUCUGAAGAGCUUCCAAGUUCUUCCAACGAUGUUGCUUGUGGAUGAUAUCCCCAUUCUGUAA